This is a messenger RNA of Rodentolepis nana, 1092 nucleotides long. The record is from the annotation of a GenBank genome assembly. NCBI's taxonomy places the organism in Eukaryota, Metazoa, Platyhelminthes, Cestoda, Cyclophyllidea, Hymenolepididae.
AGUGGCACGAUGAAGACACUAGAAUUUUACUCUGGCAUUGGUGGCAUGCAUGCAGCCCUCAAAAGUAACAAGAUAUAUUUAGCUUCUGGUUUACCCCAUGAGGUUAUAAAGGCCUUUGAGAUAAAUGACGCUGCUAACUCUAUAUACAAUGAGGUCUUUAAUUGUUCUUACGCAACCAAUCGAACGAUUGAGAGCUUAUCAGAAAUGGAAUGCCUUGCAUACGAUGCAGAGUUGUGGACAAUGAGUCCACCUUGUCAGCCAUUCACGAGAUUGGGAAAUAAACAGCAUGGGUUGGAUAGCAGAAGCUCCUCGUUACAUAACAUCAUUGAUUUGAUUAAAAAGGUUAAACCUCCCGCCAUAUUUCUCGAAAAUGUUAAGGGUUUCGAAGGUUCGGAUAUCUGGAAAAGACUGAUUGAAACCCUUAUCCUAUGCAAUUAUGACAUUCGACAAUUUUUAUUAACACCGCUUCAAUUCGGUGUUCCCAACUGUCGGCUACGAUAUUAUCUUGUUUCUAAACUGCGGAUAAAUGGUAGUCAAAGUAUGUUUAAGUUUGGCGAAAUUACUACGGAUCCCCAAAGUUUUCUGGAAAAUAUCGAGGACAACAUUAUUCGCCUACCAGUUUUCGACGUUGAACCGAUGCCUGGUUGCGAAUGCGUGGUCUGUACAAAGAAAGUAAAACAUAUAAAUUCUAUUGAAAAUGACUACGAGCAGUAUCUUCCAUUUUGCAGCCACGUGUCUAGUUACUUGCUACCAGAUAAUGAAAUACCCGAGGAUAUCUAUUUAGGUCAAGACAUGCUCAAGAAGUAUUAUCGUGUUCUUGAUAUUAUUGAACCUGAUAGCCAUAAAACGGCAUGUUUUACAAAAGGCUAUGGUCGACGUUAUGAAGGCACGGGUUCGUUUCUGUCCUUAUCAAAGGUAAAUAUGAGCGAUGUUGACGAAUACCAUUUCCCAAAGUUGAGACGUUUUCAUUCCAAAGAAAUCGCUAAAAUCAUGUGUUUUCCGGAUGACUUCGGUGAGAUGAGACUUUCCUGCUUACCUAACCUAAAACUAUUCAGAAUUUCCUCCAAAUUUUACGGAAAAACAGAGACUUAA